AUGAGCCAAAUACCUAUGCAAUAUUUUAACUUAGCGGAGGAAAAUUAUUCUAAGUAUGGAUUAUCAGUAAUACAGCUUAUACAGAUUGGUAAGUUCUAUGAACUUUGGCAUGAGCCUGAUACUCGUAGUAAGCAACAAGCAUACUUUCAAGCCGAGUUAUUAGUUGAGUCAUCCAUGCGAAGUGGGCCUUUGGGGGCAACGCCACCUAUUGAACAAGUUGCCUCGUCACUUGAUAUGAGAAUAACGUCGCCCGGUAAAAGAUCCUUGCUUCAAAUGGGGUUUCCAAUUUAUUCCCUUACUACCCACCUAAGUACCUUGUUGGAUAAAGGUUGGACUGUUAUAGUUAUCGAUGAAUUAGUCACUGGUAAAUCGGGACCAAAACAACGCGCAGUGUCUCAGGUCUACUCUCCUAGUUGUAAUUUAGAGGACUGUUCGGAGUUAUCCUAUGUGUUAUCGAUUUAUUUUUCUCAAGACGACUUAUUAGGUAUUACUUUAUUUUCAGCCAUGAGUGGGCAUAGUAUAAUGUUUCCUGUCUCUUGGACGGACAGAGACAAAGUGGCCCGGUUAUUAAUUAGCUAUCGUGUUAGAGAAAUAGUAAUUUGGGUAAACUUGGGGGUUGGCUUAGAUAUUUUAACAAAUAAAAUAUAUAAUUUGUUAAUUGAUUGAAAUUUAUUCCCCUCUGAGCCCAAUGCUAAAAUUGAAGUUAUGGGAGAAACACUAACCAACUUGCCGUGUUAUUUAUCUUAUAGGUACGAAAAUAAUAAUAAGGAGUGGCUUUUGCUCCAUGUUUAUGUGGGCAUUAACGCAGAGUGGUUUAACAAAAAUUAUCAAAAAUAUACCCUUAGUAAGAUAUUUCAAAGUACUUGGACAGAAAAUGUUAAUCAGGUAAAUUUAAUUAGCCUUUUAGGAGUAUUACACUUUAUUAACGAUCGAAAUCCUGAUCUUAUUAAAAACCUCCAGCUCCCCGAGUGUUACAAUUCUGCUGUUAGCCCCCUAAACUUAAUAUUAUGUAAUCGAGCAGAAUAUCAAUUGGACUUAUUGCCUAAGGGAGGAAAACUGGGCGGGCUACUUAGUUUGGUUGAUUACUGUUCUACUGCAAUGGGUAAAAGACUACUUAAAUUCAGACUUCUUAACCCCAUUACAGAUUAUUAUGAAUUAAAUCUCCGUUAUGAGGAGAUUGCUACAUUUAAACAAUUAAUUGACAAGAAAAUAUUUGACAAUUUCGAGUUAAAACACAUUAAAGAUUUAUCUUCUUUACAUCGUCAAUGGGCAAUAUGUGCCUCGAGUGAUACUGCCUUGCCACCUAAAAAGUUAAGUAAAAUUUACCAUUCUUAUUUGUUUGCUAGUCAACUAAUAAGUAAGUUAACAAAUAAUAAAUGAAUUAAUGUUCAAUUACCCCCCUCAGUCGGGCCCCAACUAGAAUCGCUAAUUGAGGAAAUAGGCCGAGUUUUCCAGGUAGAUAGCCUUUUAGGUGAUUUUAAAUAUGUAUUACGGCCAACUGAUAAUUUAACUAACCUCCUUGCACAACAACAAAUUUUAAGGGCCCAACUUACAGAGUGGGCCGAACAGACUUCAAAUAUUGUGUUUCAAGACACAAUUUCUAUUAAAGCUGAAUAUUUUAAUAAAGAGGGCUAUGCUUUCGCUAUUUCGUAUAAAAAGUUAGUUAAGUUAGAACAUUACAUGACUAACGCCCCCAUGUCCGAUAAUCCAAUUAUUGUGUUGGGUAAAAGAGGAAGUAGCCUUAUAAUAACUAGUUCCACCAUUCAAAAAGUCUCAAUCAAAUUAAGUUUAUUAGAAGAGCAAAUUAAUACUUAUGUUAAACAAACUUAUAACCGGGAACUUAAAAGAUUAUAUUUUAGUUAUUCUGAUCUGUUUUUACCCUUAGUAAAUAUGAUUUCUAGAUUAGAUGUUGCACUAAGCGGGGCUAUUGCGGCUAUUAAGUUCAAUUAUACUAAACCCUGCUUAACGAAACACCAACAAACCAGGGGAUUAAUUGAAGCAAUUAACCUGCGACACCCACUAGUAGAACAGUUGAACACUCAAGAAGAAUGUGUAGCCCAUAAUAUUAGUUUAGAGGAUAAGGGAAUGUUAAUAUUCUCAGUAAAUGGUGCAGGAAAAUCUACUCUACUUAGAACAAUUGGAGUAAACGUAAUCUUAGCUCAAGCAGGAAUGUAUGUAGCUGCAGACUCAUUUAGGUUAAGACCUUAUCACUAUUUAAUUACUCGUAUUUUGGGGGGGGAUGAUCUUCAUAAAGGCCAAGGUACUUUUGAGGUCGAAAUGAGAGAUCUUUCAACUAUAUUAAAGCUAGCUAAUUAUAACAGUUUAAUAUUAGGGGACGAAAUUUGUCAUGGAACAGAAGUCAGUUCAGGGACAGCAAUAUUAGCUGCAACAAUUGAAAGAUUAACAGCUGCACAAACUAGUUUUGUUCUUUCUACUCAUUUACAUCAAGUUUUUUCUUUAAUUGAUUCGCCAGUUCGGUGCUAUCAUUUAUCUGUUAUGCAACAAAAAGAUUUGGGCCUAAUUUAUGAACGUAAAUUAAAACCUGGUCCGGGACCCUCCCAAUAUGGCAUUGAAGUUAUGGGCCACAUAAUUAAUGACAAAAAAUUUUAUAAUAGUGCUUUAAAAUAUCGUAAACUUAUUAACUGGGAGCCACCAUCCCGAAGUGGGUUAAGUUCUUUAGCAGUAUUCCGCCCUUCUAAAUAUAAUGCUCAAGUUUUUAUUGAUUCGUGUGAAAUAUGCGGAGCUCCAGCGGAAGCUAUCCACCACAUUCAACCUGAAAAAUUAUGUAAUAGAAGGUCUAACUUGGUGCCAGUCUGCUCAAGCUGUCAUUUAGAUAUUCAUAGAAAUAAGAUCUCUAUUUUAGGUUGAAAGAGAACCCCGGGACAUAGGAAAUUAUAUUGGGUUUAUCUUAAUGAGUCUUUAGACAGUGGAACUGAGUAA
This is a messenger RNA of Dendronephthya gigantea, 2940 nucleotides long. NCBI's taxonomy places the organism in Eukaryota, Metazoa, Cnidaria, Anthozoa, Malacalcyonacea, Nephtheidae. The record is from the annotation of a RefSeq genome assembly.